Messenger RNA from Ordospora pajunii, 336 nucleotides. Its product is annotated as putative ribosomal protein. Bases 1 to 336 code for a protein of 111 amino acids. The transcript has a single exon. The record is from RefSeq and is a predicted model, not a curated record. NCBI's taxonomy places the organism in Eukaryota, Fungi, Microsporidia, Ordosporidae.
AUGAUUCCAAUUGCACAUCCUCUUGCUAAGGGCACAACAGAGCAAAUGAUAGCCGCUCUGGCCAAUGAAUAUGCAGACAAGGCCAUGCUGGUGACAGGAAUAAAGAAGUGCCUAAGGCAUAUAGAGCAGGAGUCGGAAGGCCUGCUGGUGCUGACUGCUGACACAACACCCAUGGACCUAAUUACACAUCUCCCUUCACUUUGCGAAGAACGGGGAAUCAAGUACGUGUUUGUUAAUGACAAGGCAUGCAUUCCAAACAGAUUCACCUGUGUGUUUUUUGGAAUGCAAGAGCGACAGAAGGUUGAGGCCAUAACCGCAGCGCUUGACCAGCAGUAG